This is a messenger RNA of Paramuricea clavata, 6289 nucleotides long. Lineage: Eukaryota; Metazoa; Cnidaria; Anthozoa; Malacalcyonacea; Plexauridae. The record is from the annotation of a GenBank genome assembly.
GGGGGGAGGAGACAUAGAAUAUUAAAUUUGAUCUUGUGUAUAAUUGUGAUCUUUUGGUAACAACAACGCAAAAUUUCGCUGUUUUUUGCCUUGUUUGUGAAGCGAUUUCUUUAGAAAUCGGCGCGGAGGUCAACCUACACUAUGGUGGACAGAUUAGGUAAGUUUUAAGCAAAAUAUUUAAGUAUAAAUGUAGGAAAAUCAUUUUUAAAUUUGCGGCGUGAUCAUUGAAUUUGGGCACGAUACUAUAUUGGUUUCAAGUGUCAAACCGUGUCAAAAUUCCGCUUUUAAUACAGUUGCAAUCUCUCGCUUAAAACAGCCUGAUUUCUGGCUGAUGUUUAGGGAAGAAAAAGCCAGUUUUCUAGCCCAAAAGUUUGAUAUUGAUAAGUUGUUUUCUUAAUGCUUCCAAAUCAGGAAAAGUUUAUUUACCAGAUGUAAAUUACUAAAUUUAUCUCCCUUGUGUGACACAAUUUUGUAUGCUUGAAUAUGAAUUUUACUCAUGUUAUGAGGUCAACGGUUAUUUCGGAAUGGUUAUUUCAUGUUACUAAACAAUAAGGUUCAGGAAGUAUAUUUGAAAUCACGACAUGGGGAUUUUAUACAUUAUGUAAAAAAUAUUUACAUAUUUGAAUAUUUUAUAGAAACAUUUUCAUGAGUAUAAAAUUGACGUUUUAUUUUUAGCAAAUUGAGAAUUAAAAUAUCUUGGCAAAAGCUCACUAUUGUUUAGCCCAUAGAUUAAUUGGUCAAGCCAAUUAAGUUGUGAUGUAUUUAGAAGAUGUUAAUUUGGGGCUGUGGUUGGUGGUGAUGGUAGUGAUGAUGAUCAAUGACAAUGGUAAUGAUGAUGGUAGUGAUGAUGAUAGUGAUGAUGAUGAUCAUGAUAGUGAUGAUGAUGAUAGUGAGGAUGAUGAUGAUAGUAAUGAUGAUGAUGUUGAUAGUGAUGAUGAUGAUGAUAGUGAUGAUGAUGAUGAUAGUGAGGAUGAUGAUGAUGAUAGUGAGGAUGAUGAUAGUGAUGAUGAUAGUGAUGAUGAUAGUGAUGAUGAUGAUGAUAGUGAUGAUGAUGAUGAUAGUGAUUAUGAUGAUGAUAGUGAGGAUGGUGAUAGUGAUGAUGGUGAUGAUGAUGAUGAUAGUGAUGAUGAUGAUAGUGAUGAUAGUGAUGAUGAUAGUGAUGAUGAUGAUGAUGAUAGUGAUGAUGAUGAUGAUGAUAGUGAUGAUGAUGAUGAUGAUAGUGAUGAUGAUGAUGAUGAUGAUGAUGAUGAUGAUGAUGAUGAUGAUGAUGAUGAUGAUGAUGAUAGUGAUGAUGAUGAUAGUGAGGAUGAUGAUGAUGAUAGUGAGGAUGAUGAUGAUAGUGAUUAUAGUGAGGAUGAUGAUGGUGAUGAUAGUGAUGAUAAUAAUCAGGAUGAUAGUGAUGAUGUUGAUGAUAGUGAGGAUGAUGAUAGUGAUGAUAGUGAGGAUGAUGAUAGUGAUGAUAGUGAUGAUGGUAAUCAGGAUGAUAGUGAUGAUGAUAGUGGAGGUAAUCAUGAUGAUGGUGGUGCUGGUGAUUGUAAUGAUGAUGGUCAUUAUUUGUUAAUUCCAGUGAAUAGUGAAGCCAAUUCAAGAAGAAUCACUAAUGUAGAAAAAUGCUUUGGAGCUUCUGGCCAGCCUUUGGCCGUCACUAGCCGAGUAUUGGUUGGGGAGGGAGUUCUCACCAAGUUAUGCCGCAAGAAACCAAAACCUAGACAAGUACGUCUCAAAUAAAAUAACUUCAAAGUGGCUUCCUUUCACAUUUUACUAUAGCUGCAAAAUAAUUGACUCGAAAUUUGUUUGUAGUUUUAUUUGUUCAACGAUAUUCUGGUGUAUGGCAACAUUGUUAUCAACAAGAAAAAGGUAUAGUGGAUUGAAUAAAGUAAACUUAUUUAUACUGGACAGCUCUAUCAGUUCUAAACAGUUUGUCCUAGAGGUCCAGUAAUGAUUACGUUAAUUCUUUCGCUUUAUAGUACAAUAAGCAACACAUAUUACCACUGGAAGGAGUACAGUUGCUGGCUAUAGAAGAUGAUGGAGGUAAAAUAUUAAACACCACUUACUCCUCUACAGAUACACAGCAGAACUACUCUCCCAAAAAGACCGGAAGAAAUAAUGUAAACUAGUAAAGCAAUUCAUUUUUCUCUACAUAGCUCUAAAAAAUGGCUGGCAGAUUAUCAGUCCAAAGAAGUCAUUUGCAGUCUAUGCUGCAACAGCCACAGAGAAAGCUGAAUGGAUGGCCCACAUUAAUAAAUGUAUCGCUGAUCUUCUGUCGAAGAGUAAGUCCUAUGUUUUCCUUGUUGUUCCUUCUUGUUUUAAUAUAUCUCCCUUUGUUUUCUCAUGUUUGGUUUCUUUCAAUAUUCCUGCCUUCUGGCUCCCUGCCUUUCUUGACAAUAAUUCAACAAAUUAAUUCUACAUUUUUCUUCAGCUGGGAAGCAGCCGUUGAAGGAACAUGCGGCAGUUUGGAUACCGGAUAAUGAAGCAGCGUCGUGUAUGCUUUGUAGGAAAUCGAAAUUCACCACCCUCAACAGAAGGGUGAGGGCAAUUGAAAUCUUCAUACUAAAUCAUACAUAAACUAAAGUGUGACUAACCCCAAAUAUAAUUUUUGGUAUGUGUAAUAUUUGGGUCAUUUCAAGAAGAAAUGUAAUAUAUCUUUAUAGUAGAAAAGCUCAUCCUAAUCAACUUUUUCACUGUCCAAGUUUUCGGAUAUGAUGUCAUUAGGUGAAUUUUUGGUACAAAAAACAAAGGAAAACUAAUUUGCGAUUCACAUAUCCGGAAACUUUGACAGUGAAAAAGUUGAUCAAGAUGGGUUUUUUAUUAUUUUGAUAUAUUACAUUUAUUACACAUAGAAAAAAUCGUAUGUGGUCAGUCGUACUUUAACCAUUGAGCAUCAGAGCUUCACUUGAUGAGUAAAAUCAUCUGGCGUUAGACAGACAAAGUAGGACGCAUUCUGGCGCUAUGCAACUUAAUGGGUCAGCACAUGGACAGAUACCCUGAUUAAUUUUAUCCCAACGAGUGGCAGCACUCUCUCCUUGAUGACUAAAAUAGUCUGACAUUAGACAGAGUAAAAUAAUAAAGUAGGGUGCAAUGCAACUUAAUGGAUUAACAUUGCUUUUAAGAAAUGAAUAUUAGGUGGUUUUCACCAAGCUAUUGUCCAGCAAUUGUCUUGUAUUAAGAGGAGAAUAAACAGAACUUUGAGAUGUAGUUGAAUUUUCUUGCUUCUGUUAGACAACUGCACUUCUUAAAUUGAGUUUUUCUUUGUGUAAUUUCAGCACCACUGUCGCAAGUGUGGUGGGGUUGUGUGUGGGGCAUGUUCAACAAGAAGAUUCCUGCUGCCUCAGCAAUCGUCGAAGCCAAUUCGUGUUUGUGACAAAUGUUACAGUCAGCUAACGAACGAAGAGAACAGCCGGGAUAUCGCCAAGCCUUCAUCAGGAUCAGGUAUUUUCUCCACCAUGCUGUGAGAAUCUGUACUGGUGGCUGGGAAUGUAGUGUAGGCCAUUGAGAGUCAAAUGAUGUACAGUAUCUCUCUUGAAGACAACAAGGAGAAGCAUAAAUCCAAGGGAGACAAGCUAAUGUCCUUAUGAAAAUGUAUUGCUUAUUCAAAGCAAUAUCUGUCCUGAAAUGCUACAGCAACAUUGUGCAAAUCACCUCGUCAUCCUCUCAUAACAGUUUUAGCCGUUCAUAAUACUUACUUAUUUAUUAAGCUUUGCCGUCCAACAAAUUAAUACCUAAACAGAUACAAGGACAACGAACGGCUCAGGAACAUCAACACAGCAUGAGCCAAUUAUGUUGAUGACUUGAUAAGUUUAGAAAACAUAUAAUAGAAAUGUUGCCCAUAGAGACUGUCAGUUCAUACAAAUUUUUUAUUUUUCCAGUGAAGAAGCCAGGUAGACCUCCCCCGCCACAAACAAAAACCGAAGAAAAACCUCAGCAGCCGGUGGACAGCGGGACGUCUGGAGAAGAGAGUGACGAUGAUCAAGAACAGGAAAACUUGGAGGUUGAAACCAAGGUAAGAUGUAGGUUUGAGGGUUAGAGCACUGCACUGGAAUCACAGGGUCGCAGGUUCGAUUCCUGCUACCUCUCACUGACACAGGAUGCAUCCGAUUGGUUAAUCAACUAUAUCAAAUGCAUAUGAUUGGUUAUUAAUAGUCCACUAAAGUGUGACUACUGUAACCCCAAAUAUAAUUUUUGGUAUGUGUACUACUUGGGUCAUUCGAAGAAAUGUAAUAUAUCUUUAUAGUAAAAUAUCUCAUCUUGGUCAACUUUUUCACUGUCAAAGUUUCCGGAUAUGAUGUCAUUAGGUGAAUUUUUGGUACAAAAAACAAAGGAAAACUCAUUUGCAAUUCACCUAAUGACAUCAUAUCCGGAAACUUCGACAGUGAAAAAGUUGAUCAAGAUGGGAUUUUUUACGAUAAAGAUAUAUUACAUUUCUUCUUUGAAUGAGCCAAAUAUUACACAUACAAGAAAUCAUAUUUGUGGUUAGUCGCACUUUAAUGGUAGUGGAUGUCAAAGCUGAACCUCUCUAUUAUAUUAUACAGCACUUGAGCGCAUAUUUUAGACUACUUUAACCCAUUGAGCCGCAAUGCACCCCAGUGCAGACGAUUUUACUCGUCAGUGGGGAAGCUCUGCAGCUUAAUGGGUUAAUUUAAUGAACCAGUAUGUUGCCUGCAAAUUCAGCCAUCUUCGCAAUUUUGUGGGAGAUCCUUGCUUAUUUGACACGUUAUUUGUAACGCCAUCAGAAAAGCAUAUUUUGUGGUCAAACGUGGCAGGAAUGCUCUCCCAGCUAUCACAUAUUCUUAUCUGCCAUACUUGGUAUGCCUGUUGACCUUAAAUGUGUCGGUUGGUUGUUUGUAAUUCAUCUUUUUAUUUUUUAGCCAACAUUUUAUGAAGCAAAUGAAGGAAGUGAAGAAAAUAAUGGAAACAUGGAUGAAUCAUAGAAAUAAAAGAAAGAUACUAGAUUGUUUUUAAAAAAACUUAGUUCAAAGCAAACAAGCAUUGCUGUCUUAACUGUAUUAACUAAGAAUGUUUUUAUGCUAAUUGCUAUUGACUUCAAAUCAUAUUUGUAUAUCAUUUCAAAAGGAGAAUUAAGUGUAUUAAUUACAUGUUAGCAAAACUAUUAUUACCUAUUUUAUAGUUCUUUUAAUCUUUUUAAAAAAUGUAGAUCAUUUGUAAUUUAGUGUGUUUACUAGUUGAGAAUAAACAGCUUUGUAUAAUUUUAUACCAACAGUGGAUAUAUCAGAGUGUUUUAACAAUACUUUGAGGUGUUUCAAAGUCGCUACAAUAAACAACUUGGAGUGAGGAGUGUAUGAUAACGUUUCUAACAAACCAGUAUUAAAGAGAACUUCAACACAAAAAUCUGUUUCAUUUACUACUGUAACAGCUGUAUCAAGGCAACAAUUUUUGCUUGCAAAUUAUUACUGAUAAUUGACCGAUUGAGCCCCAGCACUCUCCCCUUGACUGGUAAAAUCAUCUGGGGUUGGACAGAGUAAAAAUAAUAAACUUCAUAACUGACAACUACUACUAGCACAAUUGGAUGUACAGUAUUAAAAUCUAUUUUUAUAUACUGUAAACUAUAUUAAUUUAUUACAUACCGUACUUACAAGUUCUUGACAUUUUGAAAUGCAUCAUAAACUUUGAAAUGCAUCAUAAACUUUGAACAUGCAACUCUAUUUUACCACAGGUCCUAAUUUACAGCUCUUAGUCAAUAUUAUACACAACAGAAAGUGUGCUUUUGUAUGCACACUAGCGGCAUGUUUGCAGACUGGAAGGCGUCAAAUUUUAGCCACCAUGACAGACAAACACAUGACUGAUGUGUGCCAGUUACUGUAUGUGUUAGGUUUGUAUAUCAAAGAUUGCAAACAAAGUUUAAAAGUAUUCAAAAAAUUAAAUUAUUGCAGCUUGAUUGAGUAUGUUUGAAUCAGUAGCUACAAAAAUCAUAAACCUAUUUUAUAAAAAUUUAGAGCCACAUUUUUAAAAAAAAGUUGCACAUAAUUUUUUCUCAACUAAUUCGAACCUGGACUAUUUACACUACCCUGGUUCCCAGAGGUUCUCAUAUGUUUUGUCCUAUUCUCACUCGUAUUUACACUGCUUACAUAUCAAAUUCCAUCAUUUCAAUGCCACAAAACAUUCAAGUUUUAUGGACUAUCGUAAUGUCUUCUUAUUUCAGUUUUAAUAAAAUUUGGUAAGGGCAGAUUGUCAACCUCUUGGAGUGUCAUGGUUUUUGACACACGACAACAGCACAUGUCCAUGAGUGUUUCUGCAUUGAAGACUACAAAAAAAAACCAGCAAAAAAAUUUCA